This is a messenger RNA of Balaenoptera musculus (blue whale), 2730 nucleotides long. It is a transcript of the gene TFIP11, whose product is annotated as tuftelin interacting protein 11. The transcript is spliced from 13 exons. Gene Ontology annotation, biological process: spliceosomal complex disassembly. Gene Ontology annotation, molecular function: nucleic acid binding. Lineage: Eukaryota; Metazoa; Chordata; Mammalia; Artiodactyla; Balaenopteridae. Bases 156 to 2672 code for a protein of 838 amino acids. Gene Ontology annotation, cellular component: U2-type post-mRNA release spliceosomal complex. The record is from RefSeq and is a predicted model, not a curated record.
UGCCAUGGCAACCGGCGCGACAUUUCCGCUGUCGAGAAAUGUCAUUUCCGGCGCGCCUGUCCCGGCACAUCCGGGUUCCGUCCCCGACUCGGCGCGCUUCUAUCCCGGAGCGGGCAGUUGUGUUUGAUACGCUGAGCAGGAGAGAGUGACAGGGCAUGUCACUGUCCCACUUGUACCGGGACGGGGAAGGCCAAGGCCACAUGGAUGACGAGGACGAGCGGGAGAACUUUGAGAUCACCGACUGGGAUCUCCAGAAUGAAUUCAACCCCAACCGGCAGCGCCACUGGCAGACCAAGGAAGAGGCCACCUACGGAGUGUGGGCAGAGCGAGACUCGGAUGAAGAGAGGCCCAGCUUUGGAGGCAAACGGGCCCGCGACUACUCGGCGCCAGUCAACUUCAUCAGCGCGGGGCUCAAGAAAGGGGCGGCAGAAGAGCCGGAGCUGGAAGGCUCCGACGAUGAGGAGAAACCUGUGAAGCAGGAUGAAUUUCCUAAGGAUUUCGGACCAAAGAAGUUAAAAACGGGUGGCAAUUUUAAACCCAGCCAGAAAGGUUUUGCAGGAGGCACCAAGUCUUUCAUGGAUUUUGGCAGCUGGGAAAGACACACAAAAGGAAUUGGACAGAAGCUUCUUCAGAAGAUGGGCUAUGUCCCUGGAAGAGGCCUCGGGAAGAAUGCGCAAGGUAUCAUCAACCCAAUCGAAGCCAAGCAGAGAAAGGGGAAGGGCGCUGUGGGGGCAUACGGCUCGGAGCGCACCACUCAGCCCCUGCAAGACUUCCCCAUGGCUGACUCUGAAGAAGAAGCCGAGGAGGAAUUUCAGAAGGAGCUGAGCCAGUGGAGGAAAGACCCCAGCGGAAGCAAGAAGAAGCCCAAAUACUCUUACAAGACAGUUGAAGAGUUGAAAGCCAAGGGCAGGAUUAGCAAGAAGCUCACUGCUCCCCAGAAGGAGCUUUCUCAGGUCAAGGUCAUAGACAUGACGGGCCGGGAGCAGAAGGUCUACUACAGCUACAGCCAGAUGAGCCACAAGCACAGCGUCCCCGACGACGGGCUCCCGCUGCAGGCACAGCAGCCGCCCCAGCCCGGCAAGGAGGCCAGGGCCCCCGGCUUCGCGCUGCCCGAGCUGGAGCACAACCUGCAGCUGCUCAUCGACCUCACGGAGCAGGAGAUCAUCCAGAACGACCGGCAGCUGCAGUACGAGCGAGACAUGGUGGUCAACCUGUCCCACGAGCUGGAGAAGAUGUCGGAGGUCCUGGAGCACGAGGAGCGGGUCAUCUCCAACCUGAGCAAGGUCCUGGAGCUCGUGGAGGAGUGCGAGCGGCGCCUGCAGCCCGGCUGCGGUGACCCCCUCACCCUGGACGAGUGCGCCCGCAUCUUCGAGACGCUGCAGGACAAGUACUACGAGGAGUACAGGAUGUCCGACCGCGUGGACCUGGCCGUGGCCAUCGUCUACCCGCUCAUGAAGGACUACUUCAAGGAGUGGGACCCCCUCAAGGACUGUACGUACGGCACCGAGAUCAUCUCCAAGUGGAAAAGCCUCCUGGAGAACGACCAGCUGUUGUCCCACGGCGGGCAGGACCUCUCGGCAGAUGCCUUCCACAGGCUGAUAUGGGAAGUCUGGAUGCCAUUUGUUCGAAAUAUCGUCACUCACUGGCAGCCGAGGAACUGUGACCCGAUGGUGGACUUCCUGGAUAGCUGGGUGCACAUCAUUCCCGUGUGGAUCUUGGAUAACAUCCUGGACCAGCUCGUCUUCCCCAAGCUGCAGAAGGAGGUGGAAAACUGGAACCCGCUGACAGACACCGUCCCCAUCCACUCGUGGGUCCACCCGUGGCUGCCGCUCAUGCAGGCGCGCCUGGAGCCGCUCUACUCCCCCAUCCGCAGCAAGCUGGCCAGCGCCCUGCAGAAGUGGCACCCCAGCGACUCCUCGGCCAAGCUCAUCCUCCAGCCCUGGAAAGAUGUCUUCACCCCCGGCUCCUGGGAAGCAUUCAUGGUCAAGAACAUAGUGCCCAAGCUGGGGAUGUGCCUCGGGGAGUUGGUCAUCAACCCCCACCAGCAGCACAUGGAUGCUUUUUAUUGGGUCAUCGACUGGGAAGGGAUGAUCUCUGUCUCCAGCCUGGUGGGGCUUCUUGAAAAGCACUUCUUCCCCAAGUGGCUUCAGGUGCUGUGCUCCUGGCUCAGUAACAGCCCAAAUUACGAGGAGAUCACCAAGUGGUACCUGGGUUGGAAGUCCAUGUUCUCAGACCAAGUGCUGGCGCACCCAUCCGUCAAGGACAAAUUUAACGAGGCACUUGAUAUCAUGAACAGGGCGGUGUCCUCCAAUGUCGGCGCCUACAUGCAGCCCGGAGCACGGGAGAACAUCGCCUACCUCACCCACACGGAGCGCAGGAAGGAUUUCCAGUACGAGGCCAUGCAGGAGCGACGGGAGGCUGAGAACAUGGCCCAGAGAGGCAUCGGCGUGGCUGCCAGCUCCGUGCCCAUGAACUUCAAAGACCUCAUUGAGACCAAGGCUGAGGAGCACAACAUCGUCUUCAUGCCCGUCAUCGGGAAGCGACACGAAGGAAAGCAGCUGUACACCUUCGGCCGCAUCGUCAUCUACAUCGAUCGGGGCGUGGUGUUCGUGCAGGGGGAGAAGACCUGGGUGCCCACCUCCCUGCAGAGCCUGAUUGACAUGGCCAAGUAGACCGCGGCACCUGCCACGGACGGACUUGUGAAUAAACAAACAGUAUUUUAAGUCAUAG